Molecule: messenger RNA, 797 nt
Organism: Pezoporus flaviventris
Lineage: Eukaryota; Metazoa; Chordata; Aves; Psittaciformes; Psittacidae
Product: maestro heat-like repeat family member 5
Exons: 4
Coding region: 5-586 (193 amino acids)
Cellular component (GO): cytoplasm
Source: RefSeq, a predicted model, not a curated record
GGGGAUGGCUCCAGGGCUUCACAUCCCAUCUGGAUCUGCCCACGUCCCCCCUUUUCCUCCUUGCCUCCAGGGAUGCAGCCGGCUCCGGGAGCUCUCCAUCUGCCUGAUCCGGCUCCUCCUGGUGUCGGUGUUUGGUCGUGACAGGAGGAGGAUGAGGAGCAAAACCUGGGAUCUGCUGCUCCCGCUCUUCUUCCACAUGAGCGACCAAAGCCGCAGCGUGGCUGAGGCUUCCCAGGAAGCUCUCCUUGCUGCGGCGACGCUCCUGGAAUGGGAAGAGCUCCGGCGCCUAUUGGAGACGAGGCAGAUGUGGAGGGUUGCAGGGUGCUUGCUGGAGCGGAGCAGGAAGAGGGCUCAAAGAUACCUGCACCAGAGCCUGCGGUACCUGCAGGAUGCUCAGGUCCCCCUGCAAGAGGCAGCCGUCAGGUUCAUUGGAUUGGCCGCACGGCCCCUCAGAGGGAAAAGCCCAUGGAAGCUGCAGCAGAUCUGCAGAGGUGAGGAGGGAGCUGUGGCUGGGGGGAUGCUGUUGGCUACGGAGGGGCUCAUCCCACUCUCUUUGGAUCACAGCUCUGGAAGCGCUGCCGGAUGAGGGCGAUCCCGGCCUCCGUUCCCUGACGGCUCAGACCCUGCUCAUCCUCAGGACCCCACCAGCGCAGCGGAGCCUGGGAUCCUGCCUGCGGGCGCUCUGCUGCUGGGAAUGCUGCAGUUUUCCUUAGGGAAAAAGAUGGCAGAGACAGACCCGGACCGAGGAGCUCUGGAGACCGAAGGGCAUCGCCUCCGCCAUCCCAUUCCCUGCUCUC